Salpingoeca rosetta is the source of this 2084-nucleotide messenger RNA. RefSeq lists its product as uncharacterized. Gene Ontology annotation, cellular component: protein phosphatase type 1 complex. NCBI's taxonomy places the organism in Eukaryota, Choanoflagellata, Craspedida, Salpingoecidae. The transcript is spliced from 3 exons. The record is from RefSeq and is a predicted model, not a curated record. Gene Ontology annotation, molecular function: protein phosphatase 1 binding. Bases 188 to 1774 code for a protein of 528 amino acids.
CCUUUGUGUCCCCCGUUCCUCGCACUGCUCAGCCCUGCUGUUGCCCUUGCCAUUGUCAUCAUGUCGCACCUUUCAUUUUCACAGCUCGAUCACCUGACCCUGUCUGUUGAUCAUACCCUCUACUCAAAGCUCAUGCUCAAGAUACACGAGCCAGCAUAACCCCCACACGAGAGCAACACUGACGGAGAUGGAACAGCACAAGAGCGACGACAAGACGAUGGCGCAUUGCCACAGCGAAGGUCGCAGCGACGUGAGCGACGAGCGCAUGCAGGAUGCGCAGCAGCAGGAGCAGCAGCAAGCCGCCAUCGAGGCGCAAUUGGCAGCCAUGAAGCAGAUGCUGUCCCGGCUCAUGGGCGUGCAAGCCAAAGCCGAGGAGAAACUCGCCAAUCUGCAGACUGCAGCGACGGCAGCAACACAAGCAGACAGACCAGAAGCAGACACAACAACAGCAACAGCAGCAACAACAGCAGACACAAUGACGACAGCAACAACAACAACACCAACAGCAGCAGCAGACGAGUGCAGCGCCACAUCGACGCGGUCCGCGACGCCUGAGGUCGGCGAUCGGGAUGAGGACGCACACGUCAAGCGAGCGGAGGCUGACGAGGCGGAGGAAGCGGGAGAAGGUGGCAUGGUUGUGAGGGAGGCAGAGGCAGAAAGCAACGACACGGUUCUUGCUGAAGAAGAAGAGCAGAGGGAGACGGGCGCCCAUGUGCAGAGCGGGGAGGAAGCUGACCUGACGCAGGGAGAAGCGCAGGAGAACGAGAAAUCCACAGAGGAAAGGAAUGAGAAGCAGGAGAAGGACGAUGAGGAGGAGAAGCUAGGUGUGUGCCCCGUGUUCACCAACGCACUGGUGUGCCUCAACCGGGCGUGGACCCCUCGACAGGAUCGUGUCGUUGAUUUCGCUGUGAACUUCCUGGGGAAGGACAGCGUAACUUUGCUCAUUGCAGUGCGCAACGUCGCACCCAAGAAGCACGUGUUUGUGCGGUACACAGACGACGCCUGGGCCACAUACAGCGAUGCGAAAGCAACACAAGUUGGCAUUCGCAAGAGCACCACCUCAGACGCAGCUGAACUCCAGUACAUGACCUUCUCGGCUGAUGUGGUCUUUGCACCGCACGUGCAUGAGGUGGAGCUGUGCAUCUGUUACCGCGCUGGCGAGCAGACGCACUGGAACAACAACGACGAGAUGAACUACAAGCUGUCGAUCAUUGGUGUCGACGCCAGUGCGCAGAGCAUGUUGCUGGAGAGCGUGAACGGCCACAAGGGCGAGUGCGAGCACUGCACCACAGUUGUUUCGAAGAACGGCGAAUGCCCCGUCUGCCUAACCCCAGACACCCUCCUCUACCCAAGUGUGCAUUCCUGGGCCUCUGAGCACUGGGUUACGCAGGGUUGUGGGCACAGCGCGUGCCGCGAGUGUUUGGCCAAUUGGUAUCGGGUGCAAGUGCUGGACGGCGCACGUGUCAUCCGCUGCAUCGCACCAGAUUGCGACCUGCAGGUCAAGCCGCCAGAUGUGCACGUGGUGGACGUUCUCCUUGGCGCCUUGUUUGUUAUGAACCAGCGUACCUCCCACGAGGGUCACUUCAAGGACAUGAUGCAAGACAGCGAGCUUGCGUGCUGGCUCAACGACAACGCGCGCAAGUGCCCGUCCUGUGCUGUUGCGGUGGAGCGUGAGACGGGCUGCAAUGAGAUGCUCUGCCACUGUGGUGCUCGCUUCUGCUACGAAUGUGGCGAAAGUCUCGAAGGCGGCACGUGCUUGUGUUCAGAAUACUAACUUGUGUGUGUGUGUGUGUGUGUGUGUGUGUGUGAGUGUGUGUGUGUGUGAGUGAGUGAGUGAGUGUGUGUGUGUGUAUGUAUGAUAUGUGUGUGUGUGUGUAUGAUAUGUGUGUGUGUGCGCGUGUGCGUGCAUUUGCUCUCCCCUCAUUGAUUUGAUUCCUUCACACACGUCAUUUCUGACCUCGCCCAUGAAUGAAUGAGCGAGCUGCAUAAUAAACAAAACCAAACGCUACCCGCGUGUAAUCGGCGGGAGUUGUGUGUAAGUCCGUGUACUGUCUUGAUGGAAACAAGAAAGCAGGCAAGCGAGC